This is a messenger RNA of Talaromyces stipitatus ATCC 10500, 1569 nucleotides long. RefSeq lists its product as uncharacterized. The transcript has 2 exons. Bases 1 to 1569 code for a protein of 522 amino acids. Gene Ontology annotation, molecular function: protein binding. The record is from RefSeq and is a predicted model, not a curated record. NCBI's taxonomy places the organism in Eukaryota, Fungi, Ascomycota, Eurotiomycetes, Eurotiales, Trichocomaceae.
AUGGCCCAGCUCCAUCAAUUGCCGACAGAAGUUCUGUUUCUCAUCAUCAGCGAGCUCCGAUCUAACCGAGACUUCUUGGCUUUGUCGCUCACUUGUCGCUCUAUCCACAAUCUCACAAUAAAGGAAUUGCCUCUGCGUCGAAAAUAUCGUCGCAUUCGGAUCAAGUCACAGAAAGACAUCGACAAAGCUUUUGUCAUCCUGUUAUCUAUCUUGCGUCGCCCCCAGCUUGGCGGUUAUGUUCGGCAUAUCGAAUAUGAUCAACCGCCGAAAUCGUAUCAUAAUUACGAAAUCAGAACUAAGGAUCUGAAAGUGCUUAGCAAUGAAGAUUCUAGGAUUCUGCAGAUGGCUGUCACAAAAGCCAGCUUUACUGGUGAGUAUGCCGAGAAGGUGAUCAACAUGAUCUUACAAUCACCCCCACCGUAUCACUUUGGGGAUCUGAAGGAAGAAUUGAGGACUGUCUGGAUUGCGCAGGCACUGGCGGCGCUGCUGGUCUCCGCAUCUCCUUACCUGGAGUCCAUGGCGACAAGUGUUCCUAUGUACGUAUACGGUUUUAGUACAGAAACCGGUGCCAGCCUGGGCAUGCCACAGGAAAUAAUGCGAUUUCCACUUGAGAAAUUACUUAUAGAAGCCAACUCGGAGCAACCGGAAAAGCCGUACCUACAAUAUCUGCACUCAGUGGAAAUUAUCCCUCAUGAGGGUAGCGGUUGGGAUGACGAGCGAUUCUACAUGAGAUUUGAGCUUCUUAGCAUGCUUUUGUUAUUUACCCGACUCCCAUCCAUGGAGUAUAUAUGUGUCGAUGCUGUGAUGGAGGAGGAGGACGGGCCUUUCGAUCUAGAACCCUCUUCGUCAAAUCUGAGUCGGAUCCGAAUCGAGCACUCGAACUUGAGAACAUGGUUCCUUAUGCCGAUAAUCUACUCCUGUAAGGUCCUGAGAGAAUUCCAUUAUACUAUCGGUGGGCGUGCCAGCCUUGACGGUUCAUUUGCACCUUUCAACCCUCGAACUUUUCUCAAAUCUAUACUAGGCCACAAAACGACCUUAGAGAUCUUGCAUAUUGAUGCCGAUUCCAACCUCCUGAACAGUUUCUUUCUUGAUAUGGAUGGAUAUGACAACGGUCUUAUUGACCACGACGAGGAUGAGAGUGAGCCAGAUCUUGUUCCUCCACAGGGGUUCUGGGAGCGAACCGGUUCUCUACGCGACUUCUUGGCGUUGACUGAACUGCAUAUUGGUAUUGGCAUUCUUAUGUAUCUCGCGCUGGGUACCGAGAGCAUGGAUGUCAAGGAUCCGGACUUGGUCAAACCGUUUGGCGAGGUUGUGCUGGCGGAAUCAUUACCACCCGCACUGGAAUCCUUUACCAUCAUAGGAUACGAGAAAGGGGUCCGUAAAGACUUUGACAAAAUUAUCGAACAAUUUAUGGCAGACAGAGAUGGAAAGUUACCUCAUUUAAAGGACGUCAAUGGUAUUGAAGAAGCAAUUGAGAGGGCCGACACGGUCCGGUAUCCAGACGAAAGUGAGCUUUUAUGGGAGCCAGAGGAAGAUGAAUGGUCGGAGCAUGAAUACUUAACCAUUUGA